Molecule: messenger RNA, 2424 nt
Organism: Phodopus roborovskii (desert hamster)
Lineage: Eukaryota; Metazoa; Chordata; Mammalia; Rodentia; Cricetidae
Gene: Enpp5
Product: ectonucleotide pyrophosphatase/phosphodiesterase family member 5
Exons: 4
Coding region: 107-1540 (477 amino acids)
Source: RefSeq, a predicted model, not a curated record
AUCUGCUGCCUCCCUUUGCUCCCGCCACCUCCCCGCCCCAAACGCUCCAGGACAAACCGAAGGCAGCGCGGAUUACCUUAUGCUGAGCUGAUCAAGGACUUUGAAAAUGAUUCCAAAGUUUCUCGUGGUGUCUUGCACACUGGCUGCCCUAACUCAUUCACCUACAUUUUCUCUCCAGUCAGGACAGCAGAAGGUUCUAGUAGUUUCCUUUGAUGGAUUCCGCUGGGAUUACAUAUAUAAAGUUCCAACACCUCAUUUUCAUUAUCUCAUGAAAUACGGUGUGCACGUGAAGCAAGUCACUAAUAUUUUUAUCACAAAGACCUACCCUAACCAUUACACUUUGGUCACAGGUCUCUUUGCAGAGAAUCAUGGCAUUGUUGCAAAUGACAUGUUUGAUCCUAGUCUGAACAAAUCUUUCUCCUUGGAUCACAUGGACAUUUAUGAUUCUGAGUUUUGGGAAGAAGCCACACCAAUAUGGAUCACAAACCAGAGGGCAGGGCAUGCCAGUGGCGCAGCCAUGUGGCCAGGAACAGAUGUAAAGAUCCAUGAAAGUUUCCCUACCUACUACCUACCUUACAAUGAGUCUGUUUCCUUUGAAGACAGAGUUGCCAAAAUCAUUGAAUGGUUUACAGCCAAAGACCCCAUCAAUCUCGGUCUUCUCUACUGGGAAGAGCCUGAUGACACGGGCCAUGACGUGGGACCUGACAGUCCUCUCAUGGGGCCUGUCAUUUCAGACAUUGACCACAAGUUAGGGUAUCUGAUCAAAAUGCUGAAAAAGGCCAAGUUAUGGAAUAACGUAAACCUAAUCAUCACGAGUGAUCAUGGGAUGGCCCAGUGUUCUAAGCAGAGGGUGAUAGAACUUGACCGUUAUCUGGAUAAAGACCACUAUACCCUGAUUGACCACUCGCCUGUAGCUGCCAUCCUGCCCAAAGAAGGUAAAUUAGAUGAAGUCUAUGAUGCGCUGGCCGGUGCCCAUCCUAAUCUAACAGUCUACAAAAAGGAGGAAGUUCCAGAAAGAUGGCAUUACAAGCACAACGAUCGAGUUCAACCGAUCAUAGCCGUGGCCGAUGAAGGGUGGUAUAUUUUGCAGAAUAAGUCAGAUGAUUUCCUGUUAGGCAACCAUGGUUAUGAUAAUGCAUUAGCAGAAAUGCAUCCAAUAUUUUUAGCCCACGGUCCUGCCUUCAGAAAGAAUUUCACAAAAGAAGCCAUGAACUCCACAGAUCUGUACCCACUGCUCUGCCACCUCCUCAAUAUCACCGCCCUGCCACACAAUGGAUCAUUCAGGAAUGUCCAGGAUCUUCUCAGUUCAGCAACUCCAAAAGCAAUCCCGUACACACAGAGUACCACACACAUCCUUGGUAGUGGCAAGCCAGGAGAGUAUGAGCAAGAGGAGUCGUACCCUUAUUACAUAGGCAUCUCUCUGGGCAGCAUUAUAACCAUUGUAUUCUCUGUAGUCCUCAUUAAGCAUUUAAUUCACAGCCAAGUGCCUACUUUACAAUAUAUGCAGGUAGAAGUGGCUCAACCAUUACUACAAGCUUAGUGCUUCUUCAACAUGGAAUUGCACAUUAAAGUGGAGGUUGCACAAGUAUCACCAUGGUGAGCCUUCAACUUCUAGGAAGCUAGUUACAGACAUCCGCUUAGGCCAUCAGGCAGUUAAUCCAUACUUGGCACACUCAAACCUUACAUGCAUACACAAACAGAUCAGAACACUCCUAUCUGCAAUGAUCAAAGAUGUAAGAGUACCCCUCCACUGCUUUCUUUGGCUUGGUAGGCAGACCAUGCUCUAUUUGGGGUUGAUACAUAUAAUGUACAUACGUAACAACUUUGCACAAUGGAAAGUACCUCAGACGUUGCACUUUACUAUCCUAGUAGGUACCCUUUUUUUUCUGAAAUGCACUUUAUCACUAUGUCUAGUAACUUGGCUGAAGAUGGCAACCUUUUGUAUCUGUGUCACCAAAUAAUGGCAUUUCGUGUACAGACUGAAGGGAGUUUCUAGCAAUUCUACCUCCUUAAAUAGGAGGAGGAGAAAGUGAAAGUGUUGAAAUCAGUGGGACCAAGUUUGUAGCCUACAUAUUGAAGAGAUGCAUUUCCAGCAGCAGGUUGCAUUGUGGACAUGUCUAGUUAUGUUUCCUCACCAAGGACCAAAGUUUCCAAUUACUUCUUCCCUCCAAUAGAUUCAAACCCUGAAAGGUGCAUUCUAAAGACUGCAUUUCUACCCACUAGCUAUUGCUCCUUGUUGAUGAGUCCUAGCCCUGAUUCCUUAAUGAGGAUGCCAUGCACAUAGACUUCUUUUCUGUCUAUAUAGCAGGGGCCUGAAGAGCAGAGACCAGGCACCAUCUCUGCAGUGGUUUUUCUUACUGCCUGUCACUAUUUGCAUAUUUGAUACUAACACUAUUAAGCACAUUAAAAAAAAAUCAAAUGAGA